Messenger RNA from Phytophthora nicotianae INRA-310, 1514 nucleotides. RefSeq lists its product as hypothetical. Gene Ontology annotation, molecular function: protein binding. The coding region runs from base 30 to 1514 and encodes 494 amino acids. The transcript has 3 exons. Lineage: Eukaryota; Oomycota; Peronosporomycetes; Peronosporales; Peronosporaceae. The record is from RefSeq and is a predicted model, not a curated record.
UGAUCACGUUAGCGAGUUCCGUUGUCAUAAUGACGGAACGAGGCCGAGACCGCAAGUGGAGUAUGCAGGUCACGGCCCUUUACGACUACGAACCUGAACAAUCCGAUGAGUUGAGUUUCCAGGAAGGAGACGUGCUGCGAGUUCUGCACGUACAAGAUGACGGGUGGUGGUCUGGAUACAACGUGGAGAGUCCCGAUGUCGUCGGCCUCUUCCCAUCGAACUACGUGCAGGCAGUGAGGACUGUUCCUCGGAUACAGAAUACCACAAAUUUAGUUGAUACAGGCACGACUCCACGGCCUCCUGCGAGCGCACGACAACGAAUUCAGCAGCAGACUCGACAAGAGUCCGACCCGCCUGAACUCGAUGAUGAUGAAGAAGAAGCAGACGAAGUGAAAGAACUGCGUGGGCAUGUCGGAGCUGUCCUUCAGUUGCGCAAAAAUCUGGAGCAGGCGGAGCGAGCUACUGAAGCAGCGCGAGAUGCACGGCGGCAGGCAGAGCGAGAAAGAUUAAGACAGCGAAAAAGCUGGAGAGAACGCGAACAGGUCCAAGAUACAGAAGAAGAAGACAUGGACCAACAAGCAGUUGAAGCGAAUGAGGACGAUACUGAAGAUGAAGAAGAGUUAGUAUUUCCACAGCUACAGGGCGACAUGCAUGAGACUGAUCGACAGGAGGUAGAAGAAGCUGAGGCAGAUAAAAGCUCCAACAUCAUCAAGAACGAGGUACAGGGUACAGAGAACGCAAACGCAGAGAGCGCUGCUGCCUCGGUGAUUGCAAGGUGUUAUCGAAGACACGUUGGUAUCAUUCGAACCAACUGCGAGCAUGAACGGGAAGUUGAGCAGCAAAAAUUAAGCGAGAUCGCAGCAGAUCACAUUCAGCGGUGGGCAGCACAGGCCUAUUCUAGACAACGUAAGCAAAAGGCAGCACAACGACGCUUGCAACGAGAAAAUGACGCGGCUACUUUCAUGCAGAGAUGGAUCCGCCUGCGAUGGGCAUGUUUCUGGCGCAAACGCGUGCAAAUUGAGCGAACACUGAAAGAAGCCCAGCAAGCACGAGAGAUUGAAAAGCUUCAAGGUGAAAUGGAGGAAAAGAAGUGCCGAGAAGCUGAAAACGAGCAUCAGCUAGCGAAGGAGAAGGAAGAGCGGCAACUACUUGAGCAAAAGAUUAAAGAGGAGGAGGAACAACAUCGAGUUCUGCAACAGAAGCUUGAAGAUGAGCAACAGCAAUUACGACAACUCCAGUUGGAAGCUGUGGAGAAGGAAGUGCACCGCCGCUUUAUACAGGCACAAGGACAGGAAGAGGGAAAUGGUCACCAUGAUGCUGAUCCUGCAGCGCCUUCUCAAGCCCCUUCAGUUGGUAAAACACGUCGAAAGGUGAUGAAGAAAGAGGCAGUAGACUUGAUCAAGACGUUGGUCCAGCAGCAGCUUGGGGAGACUCUACGUGAUCACGACGCCAAGAUGGAUGAGCUCCAACGUAUGGUUACAAGGCUACAAACGGUAGUGCGGAAACAGAAGUAG